Messenger RNA from Plasmodium gonderi, 684 nucleotides. RefSeq names its product calcyclin binding protein. Gene Ontology annotation, cellular component: nucleus. The transcript has a single exon. The record is from RefSeq and is a predicted model, not a curated record. Gene Ontology annotation, molecular function: S100 protein binding; tubulin binding; ubiquitin protein ligase binding. Bases 1 to 684 code for a protein of 227 amino acids. Lineage: Eukaryota; Apicomplexa; Aconoidasida; Haemosporida; Plasmodiidae.
AUGGAAUCCCGUCAAGUCACAGAAUUAAACGAAGAUAUCGCUGAGUUAAAUAAGCUGCUCAAAUUGGCAGUUCGAGAAAACGUAAAAGAGAAAAUAAAACAUUGCAUAGAAAACACAACUGUAGAAAUAGCAAAAUUAAAACUUGAAGCAAGUCAGACACCAAGUAAAAUAAGUGAGAAAAGUGCACCUUUAAACCAUAGUAACAUUUCCUAUAAUUCUGUUCAGUCAUUUGCAUGGAACCAAGAAGGAAAUAAAGUUACUGUUUUUUUGACAGUUCAAAAUGUUCACAAUAUUGACAAGAAUAAAAUUUUCACAGAAUUUAACGAACGAUCUUUUGAAGUUAAAAUGCAUGAUGUGAAUAAAAAAAAUUAUCGUUUUUGUAUUAAAAAAUUACAUGAAAAAAUAGUGCCUAGCAAAUGUUGCUUCAAAAUUAAAAAAGACGCAGUUCAUGUGUACCUAAUAAAGCAAGAUCAGAAGUAUUGGGAUAAUUUGAAUUUUAAGGAAUCUCCCAUGUCCAAAAUUAGGGCCCCCAAAAUGGAUGAGCAGGCCGAACCCUCUGCUAUGCUUAUGAACAUGAUGAAACAGUUGUAUCAAGAGGGAGAUAGCGACAUGAAGAGAACCAUUGCCAAGGCUUGGUGUGAAGCGAACGAAAAGAAAUCCGAUUUUUCUGUUCCAAAUUUUUGA